AUGCUAUCCCCAACGCCUCCCAUGGGAUUCAAUGACUGGGCUAGAUUUGAAUGUGCUAUUAAUCAGACGGUUUUCACUGAUGCAGUGGAUGCAAUGGUAUCGACAGGACUUCGAGAUGUCGGUUUCAAACUUGUCACCAUCGACGACUGUUGGUCUGAUCAUAAUCGGACUAGCAAUGGCUCUUUAACAUGGGACACUAAAUUGUUUCCCAAUGGCUUACUAUGGCUUUCGGACUAUAUCCAUAAAAACAAGAUGGAUUUCGGCAUUUACUCGGACGCUGGAACACUUACUUGUGGAGGAUACCAGGGAUCCUAUGACCAUGAUGAAAUGGAUGCUAAAACAUUUGCAAGCUGGGGUGUCGACUACCUGAAAUUAGAUGGAUGUAAUGUGGAUUCCGUUCCUGGCCAAUCGGAUGAAGAGACUUACCGACAAAUAUACGAACGUUGGCAUCCAAUUUUGCCCCCACUUAACAUUACAUUUUCCGAAUCGGCUCCAGCUUACUUUGUGAAUGACAAGAACCUAACAGAUUGGUACAAGGUGAUGUCUUGGGUGCCCAAAUAUGGCCAACUUGCCAGGCAUUCGUAUGAUAUCGCCACGUACGGAUCGAAGGGAAGUGUAUGGGAAAGUGUCAUGACCAAUUAUGGAUACAAUCUCCGCCUAGCGAGAGUACAGCAGAAAGGGUUCUACAAUGAUCCAGAUUUUAUUAUUGCGGGAGAUCCAAAUUUAACAAUGGACGAGCAACGUUCACAAUUUGCAUUGUGGUCUUCGUUUUCUGCUCCGCUCAUCCUCAGUUCUGAUAUCCCUGCAUUGACCAAGGAGCAUCUCGCAUUUUUAACCAACAGAGACCUCAUUGCACUGGACCAGGAUCCCUUGGUCAAGCAAGCAACCCUAAUAAGCCAGGAUGAAGAUUUUGAUGUUCUGGCAAAAACCCUUGCCAAAGGAGAUCGCGCAUUAACUAUUCUAAAUAAAGGUGGCUCCACUGCAUCCUUGACUGUCACACUAGAAAAACUCGGCUUCCAUCUAGGUCAACAUUGUGCAUAUCAUGUAAAGGAUUUAUGGACAGGCAAGACAUCCCUACAAGCCAACAAAAUUGUGGCGAGUAGCAUCCCCAGCCAUGGAACCGCCGUAUAUCGUGUUACUCCUACCGCUCAAUGCAAGCAGUUUCUCCCUGGUGGACAGAUCUUCAAUGCGUUUUCUUUGAACUGUGUAGGGGCAGGGAACCCUGUUUGGUCAGCGAAAUGCAAUGCCACUGAUGAUCAAUUUUGGAAAAUCUCGCCUCAAGGAACAAUUUUGGCCCCAUUUGCUGGCAAUGCCUGUCUCUCCGUUAAGGGUUCCUCGGUAGUUACAGAAAAUUGUACCUCAGCUCCAGAACAAAUUUGGACCCACGGUGUAGCUGGCUAUCUUGUGAACAAAGCUACUAAGCAAUGCUUAACCGAGAAAAAUUCAUCCAUCCGCAUAGCAAAGUGUGGAGAUGAACUUGACAGCCAAGUUUUUGAAAUUCCCUUGUAG
This is a messenger RNA of Umbelopsis ramanniana AG, 1509 nucleotides long. RefSeq lists its product as uncharacterized. The transcript has a single exon. The record is from RefSeq and is a predicted model, not a curated record. Gene Ontology annotation, molecular function: hydrolase activity, hydrolyzing O-glycosyl compounds. Lineage: Eukaryota; Fungi; Mucoromycota; Umbelopsidomycetes; Umbelopsidales; Umbelopsidaceae. Gene Ontology annotation, biological process: carbohydrate metabolic process. Bases 1 to 1509 code for a protein of 502 amino acids.